GUUGCGUUUGAGAUGAUGUUAGAGAAAUCUAAGUCCAGGAAGGAAAAUGAUCGCAAAGAUCGUGAUCGCAGUAAGAAAGAGAAUGGUCGGCGAGAUACGACGGAGAUGCGCUCGAGAGUUAAGAGAUGCGAUUCUGAGGAAGAGGAGAGGAUACGGAUACGGAGGGAUAGAAAAAGUAGCGAUUUUGAAGAAGAAGAAUACGAGAGGGAUAGUAAACGCAGAGGGGAGGACAAGGGAAGAGGACGCCGAGAACGUGACAGAGAUAGAGGAAAAUAUCUGAAAAGGGACAGAGAGAGGAGAGAACGUGAGAAAGAAAAGGGUAGGAAGAAACAGAAAAAGGAGAGGUCACGUGAGGAUUGUAAUGAAGAGAGUGAUGAUGUCAAGUGUGGCUUGAAACGCAAAAGAACGGAGCGUAGCAGGCAUGGAGAUGACGAUGUUGAGAAGAAAACUCGGGAUGAACAAGUAGAGGAUGAGCAGAAGCAGUUGGCUGAGGAAGUAGAAAAACGGAGGAGAAGAGUCCAGGAGUGGCAAGAGUUGAAGAGGCAAAACGAGGAAGCUCAAAUUGAAAGUAAGGGUCCUGAGACCGGUAAGGCUUGGACUCUUGAUGGUGAAUCUGAUGAUGAAGUUAAAUCAGACUCAGAGAUGGAUGUUGAUCGUGAUACUAAACUCGAAAAUGGUGGAGAUGCCAAGAUGGUCGCCUCGGAGAAUGAGACAGCUGUUACUGUCUCUGAGAAUGGAGGUGACAGAGCUGCAGAUGAAGACGAAAUUGAUCCCUUAGAUGCUUUUAUGAAUACUAUGGUAUUACCUGAGGUUGAAAAGCUUAGCAAUAUUGUGAUCGAUGGUAUUUUGGAUUUUAAAAUGAAUGGGAAGGAAACUGGUGACCAAGCCAAAAAAGGUUUUAAUAAGGCCGCCCUUGGUAGGAUAAUUCAAGGUGAAGAUUCUGAUUCAGAUUACUCAGAACCAAAGAGUGAUGAUGAUCCAAGUUUAGACGAAGACGACGAGGAGUUUAUGAAGAGAGUUAAGAAGACAAAAGCAGAGAAAUUGUCUCUUGUUGACCACUCCAAAAUAGAGUAUGAACCUUUCCGGAAGAAUUUUUAUAUCGAAGUCAAGGAUAUCUCAAGGAUGACACAGGAUGCAGUGAACGCUUAUAGAAAGGAAUUGGAGCUGAAAGUUCAUGGGAAAGAUGUUCCAAGACCCAUUCAAUUUUGGCACCAGACUGGAUUAACUAGCAAAAUUUUGGAUACUCUGAAGAAGCUUAACUAUGAAAAGCCAAUGCCUAUCCAAGCACAAGCACUUCCAAUCAUCAUGAGCGGUAGAGACUGCAUUGGGGUUGCCAAAACCGGGUCAGGUAAAACCCUUGGCUUUGUUUUGCCUAUGUUGAGGCAUAUCAAAGAUCAGCCUCCCGUUGAAGCUGGUGAUGGGCCGAUUGGGCUUGUAAUGGCACCUACUAGAGAACUUGUUCAGCAGAUUUACAGCGAUAUCAGAAAGUUUUCUAAGGCAUUGGGUAUAAUAUGUGUGCCUGUGUAUGGAGGAUCUGGAGUUGCCCAGCAAAUCAGUGAGCUUAAGCGAGGUACCGAGAUUGUUGUUUGUACUCCUGGAAGAAUGAUCGAUAUUCUUUGCACAAGCAGUGGAAAAAUUACCAAUCUACGAAGGGUCACAUAUUUGGUAAUGGAUGAAGCUGAUCGUAUGUUUGAUAUGGGUUUUGAGCCUCAAAUAACUCGCAUUGUUCAAAAUAUUCGACCUGAUCGUCAAACUGUGCUCUUUUCUGCCACUUUUCCACGCCAAGUUGAAACUUUGGCACGUAAAGUCUUGAACAAGCCUGUGGAGAUACAGGUCGGUGGGAGGAGUGUUGUGAAUAAAGAUAUAACUCAGUUAGUUGAAAUCAGACCCGAGAGUGAGAGGUUCUCAAGACUUCUGGAACUUCUUGGGGAAUGGUAUGAGAAAGGAAAAGUUUUGGUCUUUGUUCGUUCGCAGGAAAAAUCUAUAUCUGAUUUUAAGAGCGAUGUCUGCAAUUUGUUGAUCGCCACAAGUGUUGCAGCCAGGGGUCUAGAUGUGAAAGAGCUCGAGUUGGUUGUAAACUUCGAUGCACCAAACCACUAUGAAGACUAUGUGCAUCGUGUUGGUAGGACAGGUAGGGCAGGGCGGAAAGGCUGUGCUGUAACAUUUAUCUCUGAGGAUGAUGCAAAAUAUGCACCAGAUUUAGUCAAGGCCCUGGAACUAUCUGAGCAGCCAGUUCCUGAUGAUGUUAAAGCAGUAGCCGAAGGGUUCAUGGCGAAAGUAAAACAGGGUAUUGAGCAAGCUCAUGGAACUGGCUAUGGUGGAAGUGGCUUUAAAUUCAACGAAGAGGAGGAUGAAGUUAGGAAAGCAGCAAAGAAAGCACAAGCGAAGGAGUAUGGCUUUGAAGAAGAGAAGUCUGACUCAGAAGAUGAGAAUGAUGUAGUAAGAAAGGCUGGUGGUGAUAUCUCACAGCAGCAGAUUACUCUUGCUCAGAUAGCCGCCAUUGCUUCUGCUGCUUCUAAGGCUCCUGUGACUGCUAACCAAUUGCUUCCAAAUGGUGGUGGGCUAGCCACUGAGCCAGGUAUCCCUCCUACUGAUGGAGCAGGCCGCGUUGCAGCCAUGAUUGCUGCUGCUAACGUGCAACAGUACCUUGCAAAGAUUCAAGCUGAUGCGAUACCUGAACACUAUGAAGCAGAAUUGGAAAUCAAUGAUUUCCCACAGAAUGCUCGGUGGAAAGUUACCCACAAAGAAACGCUGGGACCAAUAUCAGAGUGGAGUGGAGCUUCCAUUACCACUAGAGGUAAGUUUUAUGAGGCAGGACGUAUCCCGGGACCUGAGGAACGCAAGCUCUAUUUGUUCGUCGAAGGGCCUACCGAAAUAUCUGUUAAGACAGCGAAAGCUGAACUCAAGCGUGUUCUUGAAGACAUAACUAACCAAACCUUCUCCCUUCCUGGAGGAGCACAAUCAGGCAGAUACUCUGUUUUAUAA
Molecule: messenger RNA, 2985 nt
Organism: Arabidopsis thaliana (thale cress)
Lineage: Eukaryota; Viridiplantae; Streptophyta; Magnoliopsida; Brassicales; Brassicaceae
Product: P-loop containing nucleoside triphosphate hydrolases superfamily protein
Exons: 2
Coding region: 13-2985 (990 amino acids)
Biological process (GO): RNA processing
Molecular function (GO): ATP binding; nucleic acid binding; ATP hydrolysis activity
Source: RefSeq, marked reviewed